AUGUCAUCAAACAGUACUAUUGAAAAUCCUAAAAAUACUGAUCGAAGUAAUGAUCGCAAACGAGAUGCUAAUAGUAACCGUGAACGUAAUUAUGAUAGAUUAAAGCAACAAUGUGAUAAAGCAAUGGAUGAGUUGAUGAUGUUGAGAAAACAGCAUGGAGAAAUAAUGCGAAGAUUCGAUCAGUCAAGAAAAGAAUUGGAAUACUAUCGGGAUCGAAAUAAAGUUUUGAUUAAUCGAAUUGAACAGGCUGACCAAGAAUCAUCUUCAUUAAGUACUGAACUAAAUGCCGAAAAACCUAUUUUGAAUAGAUCCGAACAGGUUAUUUCUGAAGUUGAUACAGCAAGUGGAGAUUCGCAUAAUGAUCACUUCAUCUCAUAUGAUUCAAGGCCGGAAGAUUAUGAAACUCACACUACUCAUUCAGCAGCUGUUGAAAAAAUGGACAUGAUGAAAGAUGAAAUUAAUCAACUAAAAAAACAAUGUAAUGAAUUAUUUAAAGAACGUGAUAUAGCUUUUCGAGAAAAAGAUGGUUUAAAACAACAGUAUAUAGCUGCUAUACACCAAUUGAAUUUAACAGUUCAAGAACGUAAUGAUCUUCAAGAUGCUAUACAAAAAAUUCAACAACCUAAUACAGAAGCAUUCGUAGAAAUGAAAGCUGCUGUUGCUUUUAGUGUUAAAAGUAGAACAGAACUUAAAAAAUUGAAAGAAGCUCAUGAUUCUGCUGUUAAAGAAUAUGGACUCAUUAUGAGUGAACGAAAUAAUGUUCUUAAUGAACUCGAAAAGCUCUCUGAAGAUUUAUCUCAAGCUUACAACAAAAAUAAAUUAUUGGAAAAUGAAAUAAAAUCUUGUAGAGAUGAAAAGAAAACUCUACAAUUGCACGUUGAAUCAUUAAAACGUGAAAUAUCAUCAGCAUUACACGAUCGUGAUAAAAUACUUAAAGAAUGUAAUGAUUAUCAGGAAAGAUUUGGAGAGAUAACAACUAAAAAUGAAUCUCAAAGAGUAUUUAAAAGUCUUUUAAAUUAUGACUCCAGUAGUGAAAGAGAAAGAAAAAAUAGAAAUAAUUCACGAGAACAAGAUGCUUCUUUAGAUUUAUUUAACUCUUGUCAAAAAGAACGUAUAGAUAAUCUAGAUGUAGCUAAUCAGGAAAUUGAACGUUUAAGAAAUUUAGCAAAUAAAUAUUAUAAUAAAUUAGAUGAGUCUCUAGAGGAAGCAAAAAUAUCUAAAAGACGUCGUGAUUGGGCUUUUAGUGAACGCGAUAAAAUUAUGUUAGAGCGUGAAAGUAUACGAACCCUCUGUGCCAGUUUAAGAAAACAGCGUGAUGAUGCUGUGAGCAAGUUAGCGCUUGCUAUUAGAGACUGUGAUGAUAUAUUAAAACAAAAAAGUGAUACAGUUAAAGAACUCAAUUAUUUUAAGGAAAAAAUGGAAGUUGAAUUAGAAAAAGAAAUUUGUUUACUUCAAUUACAGGCUACUGGUCGGACAAAUGAAGAUUUAGGAAUUGAUUUACUUGGUGGAAGAGAUGAUCCUUUGUAUCCCAAUGAUAAUGCAAUUUAUAUAACAUCUGUCAAUGAAGGAAGUGUUGCAGCAAGGAAAUUGAGAGUUAAUGAUUGCAUAUUAAAAGUGAAUAGCCUUGAUUGUACAUCAAUUAGUAAGCAAUUAGUUUUGGAGACUAUAAGAUCAUUAAGCAGUGCUACUUUGGUUGUAAGACGAAGAAAGCCUGCUUCUCCAUCUAGGAGUUUUUUCACAACUCAACUUCAAGUAAAUAAUUGUGAUCAUGGAAUCUCAUUGGAAACUGGUGUAUACAUUAAUAAAAUAACCCCUGGAUCUCUGGCUGCUAAAGAUGGAAAUUUAGAUGUUGGUGAUAGAGUAUUAAGUAUUAAUAACACAUCAGUAGAAAAUAUAAAACAAUCAAGAGAAGCAAUGCUAUUACUGUAUGAACCUGGUGAUGUAUUAACCAUUACUACUAUGAAAUCAACAUAUUGUGCUGGAAAUUGUGGUUCUGGUCGAAAUCGUGAAUCCUAUAAAAAACCUCAAUAUGUUCAGUCAAGAAGAGUGAUGGUCGAUGUACCAGAAAAACCUCAUAGAAAUCCUUCACAUGUCAAUAAUUCUAUCUCUGAGAAAGAUCAAGAGGAUGCUAUAGCAGAAUUAGAUUCUGUAAUUGAUGCUUUUAAACUACAUCCUGUACCCCCAACUAAUACUAAAUAUCUUUGUCAUCAUAGAAAAUCUAAGGAAUUAGACAAGAUUGGUGGUACUUGGCCAAAAGUUAGAAGUGUCUCUGUAAUUGAACAUGGAACUGGUACAACACUUCUUCCUCAUAAAAAUAAGGAACGUUUGCCACUGUCCGUACUUUUAAAUAAUCCUCUGUCUUCCUCAUCACAAAAUAAUUCAAAAACUGUUACUUCACCUAAAGAUUUCUCUGUCAGGUCUGGUAAAGUUGGUAAAGACUUAAUGGACUAUUAUGUUAAAAUGAAAACUGGUAAAUAUAAAAAUAGCGGUACUGAAAGUAAUGCAGGGGAUAGCCUAGCAACAAGACCUACAUCACAAAAUAUGUAUUUACCAUCAUCAACCAAUGCUAAUCAUUUGACCAUUCCACAAUACAGUAGAUAUUCUCAACCAUCUCCAUCUCAUAGCGGGAAAUCAAUGUUUGACUGUUUGGAACCGCCUUACACUCAUGUUUCUCAAUUUAAUCACAGUCGCUCUCAGUCGGUUGAUAUGGAUUACAAUAGAAAUAUAAAUGGAUCACCUCAUCGCAUUAUGACUAAUACCGGCUAUUGUGGUGAAGAUAAGCCAGAAUCUUAUCAUGGUUAUGAAGUUGGUACAUUUCCUAGAAAGAAAGAAACUCCUAGAUUUAGAAUCAGUUCCAACCCAAGUGUGACUAAUAAAAGUAGUGGUGGUGCAGUUGGCAUAUCGACUGAGGGUAUUAAGAGAUCUAUAAGUAGUAAAACGGACAGCCCAAUGCUUACUUUUAGAGUUGAAGUUCUUAAUCCUAGACAAAUAUCUAAGCCUGCUAAUAAGCGACAAACUGUAUAUGAUUGGGCAUCAAAAUAUUUCAAAAGACCAAUUCUAAGAGAUGUUCAAAGUGGUCCAUUAUAUGGCGAGUUGAGACGGAUCUGUAUAGAGAAAUCAGGCGAACCUCUAGGAAUUCAGAUAUUUUGUGUUGACAAUAGUGGAGUUUUUAUAUCUUCUGUUACUAAUGAACAUAGUGUGGCUUACAAAGUCGGUAUUCGAGUUGGAGAUCAGCUAUUAGAAUUCUGCGGAAUAAAUUUGAGUUGUGCAACAUAUGAGUUAGCUGCAAAUGUUGUACAGAAUUGUGGAAACUCAGUUACCAUACUCGUACAAUUCAAACCAGAUAAAUACCACGAGCUAAAACGGGCCAAAAGUUCAACAAGGAGCCGUUCAGAAACUCCAACACCGUGCAGUUCACCUACUUUGAGCUUCUCACCUACCAAAAAAAUGUGAAAAUUGGUAUCAGCUAGGUUCAUAGGCUCAUAGGCGCCACUGACCAAUAUAUUUUCGGAUAACCCAGGUCUUAGCAUUCACUCUAUUCAGAAGUCCGUCUGAUCUCUGGGUCUACUUACAACUUUGUUGUCAAUCGUCAGUAAGCUAUUAUCAAGAUUAAUUACCACGUGCUCAUAUAU
This is a messenger RNA of Acyrthosiphon pisum (pea aphid), 3632 nucleotides long. Its product is annotated as disks large homolog 5-like. Gene Ontology annotation, molecular function: protein binding. NCBI's taxonomy places the organism in Eukaryota, Metazoa, Arthropoda, Insecta, Hemiptera, Aphididae. The record is from RefSeq and is a predicted model, not a curated record. Gene Ontology annotation, biological process: negative regulation of hippo signaling. The transcript is spliced from 15 exons. Gene Ontology annotation, cellular component: plasma membrane. Bases 1 to 3453 code for a protein of 1150 amino acids.